Molecule: messenger RNA, 2744 nt
Organism: Hydra vulgaris (swiftwater hydra)
Lineage: Eukaryota; Metazoa; Cnidaria; Hydrozoa; Anthoathecata; Hydridae
Product: carnitine O-palmitoyltransferase 2, mitochondrial
Biological process (GO): fatty acid beta-oxidation
Cellular component (GO): mitochondrion
Molecular function (GO): carnitine O-palmitoyltransferase activity
Source: RefSeq, a predicted model, not a curated record
AUGACGUUUUAGCGCCCGCUUAUAUGCAUCCGAGUACUUAGUAAAUAAAUCAAUUUUAUUUAUAUUUAAUUUAUUGUAAACUAAAAUUAUUAAGUAAGGUCGGAAAGAUUCAGCAUUAUCAAUUUUUUACAUUUUUGCUCUAUCAUGUACACAACAAAAACACUUAGAUUGUUUCGAUUUCAAGGCUCUGAAAAGCUUCUUGUUGGUACAACACCAAAUAUCAUUUGUUCCAGACAGAAACAUAGUGAUGAAUCACAGUAUCUUCAAAAUAGUAUUAUCCCUACAAUGCAUUUUCAAAAGAGUCUUCCUAGAUUGCCUAUUCCAAAGUUAGAAGACACAGUACGACGUUAUUUAGAGGCACAAAAGCCACUUUUAUCAACAGAUGCAUAUAAAAAGACAAAACAGAUUGCAGAUAAUUUUCUUGGUCUAGAUGGAAAAGUCCUGCACUCUGAACUAAUUGCUAAAGAUAAUGCAAUGAAGCACACAAGCUUUAUUUCAGAACCUUGGUUUGAUAUGUAUUUAAAGUAUAGAGAUUCUAUUGUUCUUAACCAUAAUCCCUUUAUCCUGGCUGUUGAUGAUCCAAGUACAACUGAUCAGCUGACUAGAGCAACAAAGUUGGUAUAUUCUUCUCUACUAUUCAAAAACAGUCUGGAUGCAUCAAAUCUUGAACCAGAUGUUUACCAUAUGAAUCCAAAGAAAAGCGAUACAAAUUUGUUUCGAAGACUUUCAAGCAUGGCACCUAGCUCUUUGUCUUGGUAUGUCGCUUAUCUUUUUAAAGCAUUUCCAUUAGACAUGUCACAGUAUUCUCGAUUGUUCAAUACAACAAGAGUUCCAAAGCCUUUGAAAGAUGAGUUAAAGACAAUAAAAGGUGGUAGGCAGGUUUUAGUCAUUCGAAACGGUCAUAUAUUCUUAUUUGAUGCCAUCGAUAAAAACGGUAAUUUAGUUUCAAAACAUACAAUCCAUGCCAAUCUAAAAGCCAUUGUUGAAAAAAGCAAUACUUUAGAAGAAAAUCCUUUAGCAGUCCUCACUUCUGAGAAAAGGGACACAUGGGCAUCUUUACGAGCUCAUUUAGAGAAAAACCCCAAAAAUAGUCAACUUUUGCAUUCGUUAGAUUCUGCACUAUUUGGUCUUUUUCUAGAUGACAAAGAAUGUUUAAAUGAACAAGAUGCAUCUAAGAUAUUUUUAUAUGGUGAAGGUCAUAGCAGGUGGUUUGACAAAUCAUUUCAUAUGGCUUUAUCAAAGAAUGCUAAAAUGGCAAUAAAUUUUGAACAUUCUUGGGGUGAUGGAGUGUCAGUUGUACGUUUUCUCAAUGAAGUAACAAAAGCAUCAGCAGCUGAUUUGUUUAAUCCAUCUGAAGAUACUGAUUCUUCAUUGACAUUUUACAAGUUAGAUUUCGAAAUUGAUGAUGUUAUCAAAAAUGCCAUUUCAAAAGCUCAAGAAACCUUCAAUGAAAGGACUAGUAAAUUGAAAGUAACUGCUGGUAAAGUUGAGAACUUUGGUAAAAACUUUUUAAAAACAAAAAAUCUUAGUCCAGAUGCAAUGAUGCAGUUGGCAUUUCAGAUAGCAUACUUUCGACAAAAUGGUAAGCAUGCAGCCACCUAUGAAAGCUGUUCAACAGCAGCAUUUAAACAUGGUAGAACUGAAACUGUUCGACCAUGCACUGUUGCCACUGUUGCAUGUGCAGAAGCAUUUAACUCCAGUCACAGUGCAUCAGUUAGUGAAAUGAAUCAUUUGUUAAAAGAAUCAUCUGAUAUGCACAAUAAAUUAACUAAAGAAGCAGCUAUGGGUGCAGGUUUCGACCGUCAUUUGUUUGCAUUGAAUCAUCUGGCUCAAAGUACUAAUCGCAAAUCAGAAUUUUUUGAUGACUAUGCUUACAAAAACAUUAGUCAUAAUAUAUUGUCUACAAGCACAGUAGCUAGUCCUUAUAUCCAAUUAGGUGGAUUUGCUCCUGUUGUUCAAAAUGGAUUAGGAAUAGGUUAUUUAAUCCAAGAUAAUUGGUUAGGUUGUAACAUUACUUCAUAUCCAGAUAGCCCUAAUCCAACUGAAUUUGUAGAGUUGUUAAAGAAAAGUCUAAUGGACAUUUAUUCUGUUUUAGAAGGAAAGAAUUUUAAAUAAUUUGUUAAUAAUAUAUAUGUAUAUAUAUAUAUAUAUAUAUAUAUAUAUAUAUAUAUAUAUAUAUAUAUAUAUAUAUAUAUAUAUAUAUAUAUAUAUAUAUAUAUAUAUAUAUAUAUAUAUACACACACAAAUAUAAAUGUGUAUACAGUUUUGAGAAAUGUUAAUUUUUUUUUUAUGAAAUAUUUGUAAUAAUUUUAAAUAUCACAUGAUAAUAUGUGUUUUUGUUAUAAAAUAUAAAAAAUUUGUUGAGCGUUACAUAAAUAGAUCUGAUACAUAGCAUACUUAUAUGAUAAGUCACAAUAAAAGUAAUGACAAGCUAUAGUUCAUUUAUUUAUGGCUGUUUAUAAUUAUAUGUUAUAUUUAUAUAAUUAUUAUAUAUUUAUUGAUAAUUCCUGAUCUGUAUUUAUAUACAAUAAAUACAGCCACAAAACAAAAAUCUAAAGAUUGAAACAUGUCAGAAUGCAACAGAAAUAUGAAACAAUAUUCAUGCUAUCAAGAAACAUCAAACUCACAAAAACCAUCUACGCAAAACAAAACAGAAUUUACAAUAGAGGCACCUGUUAUAAUCAUCGAAGAAAAUUUUAUAUGAUUUGUAAUUAAUUUGACAGAUAUUCUUGAUUUUAUGUUGA